CACAAGUGUUUCCUUCCUGGUUCUGUUUUGGUUUGUGCCAAACUCACCCAGUUACUGUGUGCGAGUCCCGCCGUUACCCUCUUUCUCUUUGUUCCUCUUUGAAUACAUUCACAACAAUAUUCUCAAUUCUCAAUAUUUUCCCUUCAAAAUUCAAAUCCCUAAUUCACUUCUACCGUUUCUUCUUCCAUCCAAAUGGAGGAUUCCGAGGGAGUCCUCAGUUUCGAUUUCGAGGGCGGCCUCGACGCUGCUCCUCCCUCCGCCGCCACCGUCUCCGUUCCCGCCCCACCUUCCGGACCCAUCGUCCACCCCGAUUCCUCCUUACCACCUUCUAUUUCUUCCAAUGGUGCCGCCCCCGUCUCCGGCAACAUUCCUGGACGACGGAGCUUCCGGCAAACGGUUUGCCGACACUGGCUUCGUAGUUUGUGUAUGAAGGGAGAAGCGUGCGGGUUUUUGCAUCAGUAUGAUAAGGCUCGUAUGCCGGUUUGCCGGUUUUUUAGGUUGUAUGGAGAGUGUCGUGAGCAGGAUUGUGUUUAUAAACACACCAAUGAAGAUAUCAAGGAAUGUAACAUGUACAAGUUAGGAUUUUGUCCUAAUGGACCAGAUUGUCGAUACAGGCAUGCAAAAUCUCCUGGACCUCCUCCUCCAAUAGAAGAAGUCCUUCAAAAGAUCCAACAUUUAUAUUCAUACAAUUUUAACAAUUCUCACAAAUUUAUCCAACAAAGGGGUUCUAGCUAUACUCAACAAGUUGAAAAGUCUCAGUUUCCUCAAGGAAUUAAUUCUGCAAACCAAGGUGUGGCUGGAAAACCGUUAGCUGCCGAGUCAGGAAAUGUCCAGCAGCAGCAACAAGUUCAACAGUCUCAGCAGCAAGUCAGCCAGAUCCAAACACAAAAUCUUGCUAAUGGUCAGCCCAAUCAAGCCAAUCGAACUGCAACCCCUUUACCUCAAGGAAUAUCUAGGUAUUUUAUUGUUAAGAGUUGCAAUCGUGAAAAUUUGGAGUUAUCUGUACAACAAGGAGUAUGGGCAACUCAAAGGAGCAAUGAAUCAAAACUAAAUGAAGCAUUUGACUCGGUGGAAAAUGUGAUAUUGAUUUUCUCAGUCAACCGUACUCGACAUUUCCAGGGAUGUGCAAAGAUGACAUCAAGAAUUGGCGGUUCUGUUGCUGGAGGGAACUGGAAAUAUGCUCAUGGAACGGCACAUUACGGGCGGAAUUUCUCUGUUAAAUGGUUGAAGUUAUGUGAACUGUCAUUCCACAAAACUCGACAUUUGAGAAAUCCAUACAAUGAGAACUUACCAGUGAAGAUAAGUAGAGAUUGUCAGGAGCUGGAACCCUCUAUCGGAGAGCAGUUGGCAUCCUUGCUUUAUCUUGAGCCGGAUAGCGAACUUAUGGCUAUCUCAAUUGCAGCGGAGUCUAAACGAGAAGAAGAGAAAGCAAAGGGAGUAAACCCAGAUAAUGCAGGAGAAAAUCCAGAUAUUGUCCCAUUUGAAGACAAUGAAGAGGAGGAAGAGGAAGAAAGUGAUGAAGAGGAGGAAAGCUUUGUUCAAGCUGUUGUGCCAGUGGGUCAAGGCAGAGGUAGGGGCAGAGGUAUGAUGUGGCCUCCUCACAUGCCUCUCGGGCGUGGAGCCAGACCCAUGCCUGGAAUGCAAGGUUUUAACCCUGUAAUGAUGGGUGAUGGAUUAUCCUAUGGGCCUGGUGCCCCCGAUGGUUUUGGUAUGCCAGAUCUUUUUGGCAUGGGCCCCCGAGGUUUUGGUCCAUAUGGUCCUAGGUUCUCUGGUGAUUUUGCAGGCCCUCCUGCUGCCAUGAUGUUCCGAGGACGACCUUCACAACCUGGAAUGUUUCCCGGUGGUGGAUUUGGGAUGAUGAUGAAUCCUGGACGUGGUCCCUUUAUGGGGGGAAUGGGGGUUCCAGGUCCGAACCCACCAAGAGGUGGUAGGCCACUCAAUAUGCCUCCAAUGUUUCCACCCCCUCCACCCCCACCUCAGAAUGUGAACCGCAUUGCAAAGAGAGAUCAAAGAACAAAUGAUCGGAAUGAUAGGUACAGUUCGGGACAAGAGCAAGGUAAGAGUCAAGACAUGCUCAGUCAAAGUGGGGGUCCUGACGAUGAAAUGCAGUAUCAGCAAAGUGGGGCUCCUGCAAACAACUUCAGGAAUGAAGAUAGUGAAAGCGAAGACGAGGCACCAAGGCGGUCAAGACAUGGAGAGGGAAAAAAAAGAAAAGGCGAAGCUUAGAAGAUGUUAACACAAACUCUAAUCACUAGCAUGUGUGCUUUCACCAAGCACUACAUAUUGAUGAUCCACUAACCAAUAUGGCUCGUUUUGAAUGAUUUCUUAUUUUCCUUAUGAAAAUGAUUAUAUGAUUAGAUUGCUUUGUAUGAGUUCUUUUUUUCUUCUUUUUUAAUAGACCUGGAGAUUGGGUGCUCCAUGAAAGGAAAUUGAGAUUAUGUUCAUCGGUCUUGUAGUUUACCAUAUGGUUCAUUACACAUUUAAUACUAUGUAUUGGGAUCAAAAUGAUAAUUAGUAGGCUCCACAAGUGUACACCAAUGUAUUUGUAAAGGGAUUGUAACAUUAGAGUCCUAAAUGAAAAAGGUGAGAUAAUUUUUUUUACUUUACAA
Molecule: messenger RNA, 2609 nt
Organism: Cicer arietinum (chickpea)
Lineage: Eukaryota; Viridiplantae; Streptophyta; Magnoliopsida; Fabales; Fabaceae
Product: 30-kDa cleavage and polyadenylation specificity factor 30
Biological process (GO): regulation of mRNA splicing, via spliceosome; mRNA splicing, via spliceosome
Cellular component (GO): nucleoplasm
Molecular function (GO): metal ion binding; mRNA binding; N6-methyladenosine-containing RNA reader activity
Source: RefSeq, a predicted model, not a curated record